Messenger RNA from Gallus gallus (chicken), 5207 nucleotides. It is a transcript of the gene RNF145, whose product is annotated as ring finger protein 145. Gene Ontology annotation, cellular component: endoplasmic reticulum; endomembrane system. The coding region runs from base 1947 to 4001 and encodes 684 amino acids. Gene Ontology annotation, molecular function: zinc ion binding; ubiquitin protein ligase activity. The record is from RefSeq and is a predicted model, not a curated record. The transcript has 11 exons. Lineage: Eukaryota; Metazoa; Chordata; Aves; Galliformes; Phasianidae.
GGUCUACAUCUGUAGCCGAAGUGGCUCAAAGCUAGAUGAACAGCUGUGGGGGAUGGCGUGUAUUUCAUCCUGCUGCAUAACAGCGUCCUCGUACCACGUUCAGGCUGCAGUUUGUCUGUGGGAUUUGUGAGCUCUGCCUGCGUGGCUGCUCUCCUCUGCUCCAGCCCAGGGUUGGCUGUCACAGACUGCAUCGUCCCAGUGCUCUGCGUGCAGGUCCCUGGGUGCUCUGUUCUCUGCAGAGGCGCUUUGGGACUGCAGCCCAGAUUUCCUCAGAAUAUGCUGAUACAAAUGUGGUUAGGCAGGCCUGUAGGUGUAGACUUGCAAAUAUGGCAGUGAUGGCAAAAAAUCUGCUGAAUAACUAGUUAAUGAACCAAACCUCAGACAGGCAAGGAGCUGUAGAGUCAGAAAGGACCUGAGAGCAGCUUGAUUUCUGUUCAUUCAAUCUGUAUAAUUUUUUUUCCCCACUGAAUAUUUUACUUACAGAUAUAAUUGGUUGUGGUUUUAAUGUAAUGAAUUAGAUUGCUGUGUUUCAGAUUCUGAACUUGACUGGGCAAACAGCGUUCUGUGCUCUAAAAAAUGAGCAGCCCUUGUUGGUGUGCCUGCAUUUGAACUGAUAAUAUUCAGGCAGGGAGCUGAUCCUGUAGGAAUCCACAGAAGGGUUUUCCUGCGUACCUGGUGGGUUUGUUAACCCUUGUUAACAUGUGUUAGUCCCUGAGUUCAGCUCCCUGGUCCUACCUGCUCAUUAUGAAAACUUGAAAGCACUGGAUGUUUUACAGGCUGCCUAUAAAUAAUACACUUGCUCUAUAAUUGACUGGAGCUGCUCAUAGUCUAUGAAAGUACUCUAGAAAUAAAUCUUUAAAGUAACUUUUAACUUCCCAGUGCUGAGAUAGAUCCUCAUUCCUGAAUUGAUUUUCUUCUCCCUCAUAAAACUUGCUAAAACUAAUGGCAGUUGGAGAUGUAGAUUUCUUUCUCCUGUACAGUUAACUGUCUCUGGUUGGUUUUGCCUUUAAUAUGAAUGCACGUUCACUUCUGUCCCCAUGAACAGGUGAGGGGUUGAGGUACUGAUUUACAGUAUCAAUUGGUUUUCCUGAAAUAUAUUAUGUAUUUGCUUGGAAUGAUCAACUUUGGUUGUCUCUGUUUAUAAAUGAUAGGCUCUGAGGUGAAUAGGAAUUCAGCAAUUCAUCUGUUUUCUAAAUGGAAAUAAGAAUUCUGCAGUCCCAUAUAGCUCUAUAGCAAUCCAUGCUGCUAAACUAGAUGGGGGGAAAAAUCAUUAAUUCUUGUUAACUUCUAACAUAGCGAGAUUGAGUAUUCUUUUUGCAAAUGGGUAUUCUCUAUAAACCUUUAAAUUGAGUGCCAAAUACCAAGUGGUUAUUAUUUGGAAUUACUAAACAGGUGAGCUACAAAAACUGUGUAUUACUGGAGCUGCUUACUGGAUCCUAAUGACAGCCUUACAGUACAGACUGGAGUCUUUCGCUGCUUUAUUGGUACGUGUGGUAUGCUCGUUGUUUCUGGCCUUCUCAGCAGAAAUGGUUGAGUGCUGUCCUUGUUAGCCAACGCAGAAGUUGGCCUUGUUUAAGCUGUACAGGAGCAAGGCAUCUUUUGCUUUCCUUGCUGCUGACUGCAUGGGAAGGAGCUGUUCUGUUGGAUCGCUCACUCACGUACUCUCUGGAGUUCUGUGGGUUUUUGUGUGUGUUUUUUGUCCAGACACACCGGGAAGUUCUUUGCUAAGUGUAUUAUCGGAUAAACCUUUUCAGACUGUUCCUUCCCUUUCCUCCUCUUUGUUUUCUCUCUCCCAGAUAGAUGAUAUAAAGAUAGAACUCUCUGAAGUGCCAGAUUCUUCUGUACUUCAAAUUCCUUUCAUUUUAUUUUCCUCAGGAGCAGGACAGGCCCUUGGAAGGAAGGGUUCUGAGAAAUGAUCUGCUGCCAGUUCACAGAAAGGGAAGAGAAUGGCUGCAAAGGAGAAGUUGGAGGCGAUAUUAAAUGUGGCCCUGAGGGUCCCAAGCAUCAUGCUGUUGGAUGUCUUGUACAGAUGGGAUGUCAGCUCAUUCUUCCAACAGAUCCAAAGAAGCAGCCUACACAACAACCCUCUCUUCCAGUACAAGUACUUGGCCCUUAAUAUGCAUUAUGUGGGUUACAUCUUAAGUGUUGUGCUCCUAACUUUACCAAGGCAACACCUUGUUCAGCUUUACCUGUACUUUCUGACUGCACUGCUGCUGUAUGCUGGACACCAAAUUUCCAGGGAUUACGUGAGAAGUGAAUUAGAAUCAGGAUAUGAAGGGCCAAUGUACGUGGAGCCUCUCUCAAUGAAUCGUUUCAUGACUGCACUAGUAGGUCAGCUGGUGGUAUGUACGCUCUGCUCCUGCGUCAUGAAAACAAAACAGAUCUGGCUCUUCUCUGCUCACAUGCUCCCUCUGCUGGCACGGCUCUGCCUGGUCCCGUUGGAAACCAUUGUCAUCAUCAACAAAUUUGCUAUGAUUUUCACUGGUUUGGAAGUUCUCUACUUUCUGGGAUCAAAUCUUCUGGUGCCCUAUAACUUGGCGAAAUCUGCAUACAGAGAGCUUGUCCAGGUGGUGGAAGUGUAUGGUCUGCUGGCUCUGGGGAUGUCUCUGUGGAACCAACUGGUGGUCCCUGUUCUUUUCAUGGUGUUCUGGUUGGUCUUAUUUGCUCUCCAGAUCUAUUCCUAUUUCAGUACACGGGACCAGCCAGCCUCAAGAGAGAGGCUUCUCUUCCUCUUCUUGACAAGUAUUGCAGAAUGCUGUAGCACUCCAUACUCGCUGCUGGGUUUGGUCUUCACUGUCUCCUUUGUUGCUCUGGGAGUUCUGACUCUCUGCAAGUUUUACUUGCAGGGCUACCGAGCAUUCAUGAAUGAUCCUGCUAUGAAUAGGGGAAUGACUGAAGGAGUCACACUUCUGAUCCUGGCUGUGCAGACAGGUUUGAUUGAGCUCCAAGUUGUGCAUCGGGCGUUCCUGCUCAGUAUUAUUCUUUUCAUUGUGGUGGCAUCCAUACUACAGUCCAUGCUGGAAAUUGCUGAUCCCAUUGUCCUGGCACUGGGAGCCUCAAGAGACAAGAGUCUGUGGAAGCACUUCCGAGCAGUCAGCCUCUGUUUGUUCUUACUUGUGUUCCCUGCGUACAUGGCCUACAUGAUUUGUCAGUUCUUCCACAUGGAUUUCUGGCUGUUGAUCAUUAUCUCCAGCAGUAUCCUAACCUCUCUUCAGGUGCUUGGGACACUCUUCAUUUAUGUUUUGUUUAUGGUAGAAGAGUUCCGAAAAGAACCAGUUGAAAAUAUGGACGAUGUGAUUUAUUAUGUAAAUGGCACGUACCGGCUGCUGGAGUUCCUUGUUGCUCUGUGUGUGGUGGCAUAUGGUGUCUCAGAAACUGUCUUUGGUGAAUGGACUGUCAUGGGUUCUGUGAUCAUCUUCAUUCACUCCUACUACAAUGUGUGGUUGCGGGCCCAACUGGGGUGGAAAAGCUUCCUUCUUCGUAGAGAUGCUGUGAAUAAGAUCAAGUCACUGCCCACUGCCACAAAAGAACAGCUGGAGCAACACAACGAUAUCUGUGCCAUCUGCUACCAGGACAUGAAAACGGCUGUGAUCACACCAUGUAGCCAUUUUUUUCAUGCGGGCUGUCUGAAGAAAUGGCUGUAUGUGCAAGAAACCUGCCCUCUGUGCCACUGCCAGCUUAAGAGCCCUUCACAGCUACAAGGACUGGGGCCGGAGCCAGUUCCACAGCCAAAUCCUGGUGCAGAGCAAAAUGUCAGACCUGGAGAUGCGGCUGAGCCCCCCGGCGCUGAGCAAGACAGUGGGCCAAAUACAGGGGACAACCCUAGUCAGAGUGAUGGACAGGACAGCCUGGAGGCCUCUGCUGAGACGGAGGGAUUCCAGGACGUGGACAAGGGCACGAGCCCAUACGAGGCCAGCCAGGGAGCAGCGUGCGCUGCAGAACUCAUGGCAGCCCCAGAGGGGUGCCCCACUCGAGACCCGAGGGUUAGCAUCCAGCUCUAAGGUGACGAAGGAUGACAUGGGAACAAACACAUUUCAGAGAUCCUAGUUUGACUCAGAAGAAAACCUAUCCUUCCACAUCAGUGAAAGAAGUUUAGCUGUUAAUGCUGGUCAAAAUGUAAUAUCCUAUGCUGAUUUUCGUGGGCUGCUUGGUAGAGGUAACUCCAGUGAGAUGUAGUAGAAAUGACUCCAGAAGCUCUCUGAACUGCGGGCAUAGGAAGGAUGUCUGAAAAUCUAAGUUAAAGAGUGUUUUCAAGACGUAGAUAAGGGAUGAGAAGCACGGGAGGUCUGUGGGAAGUUGUAGACAGACAGACAAAGCGCUGGCUUUUGUUUUGUUGCUGAGGAGGGUAUCGAAUACCACAUGUCCCAGCGUCCCAGAGGGGUGUUAAAUGCAGUGGGUUGCUGGUCUCUGGCUGAGGAGCAGCUUUGGUUACUGACAGUUUUUUUUUAUGGCACGUAAGCAAAAAAUCAAAGAUACAACGGCAGUGAUUGUACUAGAAGAUGGAAGCACUCUAAAUACGUCAUGUAUAUGCUUUGGGUGUUCUUGGUUGGGCAACUGCAUUUUAAGUCAUGUAAUCUAUAGUGACUCUUGACUUUUAUGAUGGAGUCUUCAAUAUUUUGAUGUAUAUGAAACUUUUGCUAAUAAUGGGCACAGUCUGGGCUGCAUGAAGUAAACUAAAACUCUAAUGAACGCUUUGGCCUCCGCUACCGUGUGCAGGAGGGAAGUGGGAUGAGUUUUAGGGCACGGAUAGAGGCCUUGCAGUACUGUGCUGUGUAAUGUUUAAUUCUUGCAGCUGAAUUAAAACAGUAUUAAACUCUGGCGAUAUUUGCACUUUGGGAAUGAGUACAUUAUUGUGUAUGAUCAGACUCCGCAAAUGCCACUUCUGAAGCUGUUAAUAGGUUUGCACCUUUUUUUCUUUGACAAGGACAUGUCCGUACUUAAAUUUUUACAUUCAUCAUGGCUUCAAGUAGAACUAGGAACUGGGGUGGGGAAAUAGAUGGGAGUAGGGGGGCAGGCAAUUUUUUUAUGUGAAUUUUGAUAUGAAGAGAAAUUAGUCACUUAUUUAUACAAUAGGCUUGACUCAAGUGUUUUUCAAAGUCGGUAUUCCUAAUGUGAAAUGUGAUACUAUUUUAUUUUUAGUAGUAAAUUUGGAUGUAGACUGACAGACAUAGCUGAAUGUCUUAAUAAAUUACAUUUGAAGAUUUUUA